ACACGAUACCGUCCCAGUUACUUGAGCGAUGUCCUAUCUCGCACACCCAUAAGGUCGCUGACAUCCCUCACAGCUCUACACAAUUGUACUUAGACGUUUUCAAUUUGACAGAGUAAAUCGCAGACUUUGAAUUAUUAUUAUUUAAUUUUUUAGCUUACUCGUGACUCAGUGUGACCAUUUUUGAGGGGCCUGCUAGGAGGACGACCCUGCUGCUUGAGCCGCCAUGUUUCUGGCCUUAGUGGUGACGCCAGAGCUGAAGGAGUUUCUGGCCCGGGCGAGAGGGGGAGCGGUGCGCCUCCUUAAGGUGCGCAUACAAGACGAGCAGCUGGUGCUGGGGGCCUACAGGGAACCAGAGCAGAGCUGGGACCAGGACUACGACCACUUCCUGCUUCCUCUGCUUGACCGGCAGGAGCCCUGCUACGUGCUAUACCGCCUGGACUCCCACAACGCUCUGGGCUUUGAGUGGCUUUUCCUAUCCUGGUCACCUGAUCAGUCUUCCGUCAAAGACAAGAUGUUAUAUGCUGCAACUCGCGGCACCGUGAAGAAGGAGUUUGGAGGUGGCCAUGUGAAGUAUGAGAUGUUUGGCACACUGGAGGAGGACAUCUGCCUGUUGGGCUACCAGCGUCACGUGUCGUCGUGCUCGGGUCCUGCCCCGCUCACGCUAGCUGAGCAGGAGCUGCAGAGGAUCAAGAUCACCGAGGGGCGAGUCAAACAGGUUACAACAGAGAACAGCGUGGAUAGUAAGCAGCAAACCCUUCAGGGCCUGGCAUUCCCACUGCAGGAGAUGGCCAGACGAGCCCUCCAGCAACUUGCUCAGAAGCAGAUCAACUACAUACAGCUGAGAUUGGACGUGGAGCAAGAGACCAUCGAGCUGGUUCAUUCCCACCAGACGGAGACGCGGGAUUUACCUUGCAGGGUUCCCAAAGACACACCAAGAUAUCACUUCUUCCUCUACAAACACUGCCAUGAAGGCGACUACCUCGAAUCCGUCGUGUUCAUCUACUCCAUGCCUGGAUACAGCUGCAGCAUCAAGGAGCGAAUGCUUUACUCCAGCUGCAAGAGUCGACUCCUGGAGGAGGUGGAAAAAGAUUACCAUCUGCAGGUCACGAAAAAGUUGGAAAUCGAUGAUGGAGACGAGCUGACAGAGGAGUUUCUGUAUGAAGAGGUCCAUCCAAAACAGCACGCAUUCAGGCAGGCCUUCGCCAAGCCGCGCGGCCCCGCGGGCAAGAGGGGUCACAAGCGCCUCAUUAAGGGCCCCGGCGAGGCCGUGCAGGACGCCUAGAGGCGGACAAAAAAACUUGCUGAAGUGUUUCUCAAGUGCCCGCACCUUGUAAAAAAAAACAAAAAAAAAAACACUGACACCUCAUCAGGCCCGUAACAAAGAGCUCAGUGUCCGAUUCAUUGUGAGCGCAGGAGACAUUUGUGAUAUAGAAGCUGGUCUCUCUCUAUGUAUACAGUUCAGAAUAAUAUCAGUGUGCUUAAAAGUCUAUAUAUAUAAAAAGAUCAACAUCCUUAUAGUACAUUUCAUUUUCAUUCAAACACUGCAUUGGGAACAUUGCAAAUUUAAAAGAAAAGUAAACAUGUAUCAAAUGUGUUGUUCCUUUACAGAAAGUGAUGAAAAAGUAAUUUUACAUAGUUGGGGAAAAAAAAAAUUACUGUCAGUUUUGCUUACCUGUGAUUCCCCAAACUAAUAAACUGUGAACCCAGACCCGAAAGGUUAAAGUAAUGAAGUGAUUACCAGCCCAAUCCCCAGACCCUAAUCCAAUAGAGAACUUGUGGAAUGCCACUAAAAAUGCUGUCUGACCCAAAAACCACAAAAUACAGAAGAAUUGUGAAAUGAAGUCCAAUGUCCACUGUUGAAGAAAUGGUGAAUCACCAAACUAAUAUUUAGUUUUAUCAACACUGUCGAACUAAGUUGACCAACCUCUGGCACCUGUAACCUGCUAUGCCAGCUCAGGUCUGUUGGACUAGAUAUCCCGAAGAAAACUCCCAAUUUUUUAAAGAAGAAAAAAAAAAAACGAGCUGAAGAAAUUACAGUUUGCCAAAGAACAUACUGGGGAACCUAAAUAUAAAUGUCACGACAUGCAGAUCUUUUAGAGUCUAGUAACUGCACAUAGUUUGUCAGACAACCUCCAAAAACUGUAUUCAGGCCACAUUACAGUGCAUUACAGUGCAGCAUGGUGGCACAAACAUUAUGAUAUUAUGUUGGUCCUAUUUAUGGCCUACCAGGAACCAAGGAUCCAUCUGAAUAGAGCAUCCAUCUGCCGAAGAGGAAAUGCCCUUGAAAUUGAAGUUUCAACAAGACCACCACCCUAGAUUUUCUUCCAGACUAACAAAAUGCAUGUUAUGCGGUGGCCAUCUUAAUCACCAGACCUUAAUCUGAUGGAGAACUAGAAAGGGGCGAUAAAAAAAAAUAAAUGCUGGUUCUAAGGCAAAAGCAUUAAAUGCAGAGGAAUUAUGGCAUGUAGUCCAUUGGGCCUGGCCUGGAAUAGCAAUUCAAUUUGACUUGAUCCAACACAGAUGUGAAGCAACUCUCAGAAAUAGUAAUUAAAUAUUAGCUUAGUGAUACACAGGGAAACAAAAUAUACAGCAGUUUUCAGUUUGUGCAGUGAAUGUCAUUUUUAAUAGCCUCAUGGUCAUUUUUAUUCCUCCAAAACACACAGCAUACUGCUUUCUCGACCAACAGGAUGAACGUUAUGGAGUGGCCAGCCCGAUCCCCGGACAUAAACCCAAUAGAGAACUAGUGGCCUGACAUUAAUAUUGCUUUUCUGAGGCAAAACCAUGAAAUGCAGGUGAAUUAUGGAAUGCCUAAUAUUAAAUGUUCUUUACUUUUUGUAACAAUAAAACAUUUGAUAUAUAUAUUUUUUUCAUUCUUCAAUUUAGAAUAAAACAUGCAGAGUUCCCAUUGCAUUCAAGUGUAUGCAAAUAGAAACUUUUUUAUGGAUUUACUUUACUCACUUAAACCCACUGCUAUUGUUCUGAACACAAGUGUAUAUGCAAACCAGGAUGGAAGUGAUAAUGUGAAGCCAAUCUUUUUUUUUCUUUUUUUUCUUCUUCUCCAUUCUGUUGAAGUGUAUCAGAAUAGUUGAUUUGUUUAAGGUAUGAGGGACUUCCACAAUAAAUCUGCAGUGGAGUUGUAAACACAUUUUUGUACCAGCAAUAUUUGUAAGAAACGAAAUUCCAAAUAAAAAUGUUUUUACUGUG
Molecule: messenger RNA, 3204 nt
Organism: Phyllopteryx taeniolatus (common seadragon)
Lineage: Eukaryota; Metazoa; Chordata; Actinopteri; Syngnathiformes; Syngnathidae
Product: twinfilin-2
Exons: 9
Coding region: 224-1282 (352 amino acids)
Biological process (GO): barbed-end actin filament capping; actin filament depolymerization; regulation of lamellipodium assembly
Cellular component (GO): actin filament; cytoplasm; myofibril
Molecular function (GO): actin monomer binding; actin filament binding
Source: RefSeq, a predicted model, not a curated record